AUCAUUACUCUCACGGACACGAUCUCUGAUUGGUCAACAGAUAUUACUUAAGAGCUUAGCAUGCCCGGGUGGCUGUCUGAGGAAAGCUCUCCAGCCUGCAGACGGCCAAGUGUUAUUCUUCACACAUUUACAAGCAAAAGCAACCCUGCGGGUUAUGGCAACCACUGGAGUUGCGGUCAGCCGCACAGUUUCACGCCUGGAGGUUGGCCUGACCCUGCUGCCCCCUGUCCUGUGGGUCAGCCUCAGUCUGCUGCUGCUGCUGCUGCCUUCUGGAAGCUUCGAGCUGCCUGGAGAUGCUGCGUGUCCUCUUGCAGGCGACAGUCUCAUGUUGUCACCGCUCAUCGCUGCGGGACAGAUACACUUAGCUCAGGAGAAAAGUCGAGUGAGAUGUCUGCCCGGGGCUGACCUAGAGAGCUACUCAGGCUUCAUUAGUGUGGACAAACCCGAAUGUGGCAGCAAUCUUUUCUUCUGGUUCUUUCCUGCUCAGGAACGACCUAAAGACGCCCCCUUGGUGCUGUGGCUGAAUGGAGGGCCAGGUCGCUCCUCCAUGUACGGCGCCAUGUUUGAACACGGACCUUACCAGUUGACUAACCCCGUGUCAGAUUCUGUGGUGAGACGGAACGUGACGUGGGUGAAGUCCUUCUCUAUGCUCUAUGUGGACAACCCGGUUGGUGCGGGGUUCAGUCACACCAACUCCUGCUACUCACGAACACUAAAUGAAUCCACGGCCAGUCUCUACAGUUUUCUUCAGCAGUUCAUGCUCCUCUUUCCUCAGUAUUCGAAGAACGAUUUCUACAUCGGCGGACAGUCAUACGCAGGCAAGUACGUGCCUGCCCUGGGUUACUACAUACACCACCAGAUGGACAGCAACGACAAGCCGCGCAUGCGCCUGAAGGGAAUUUUUGUCGGAUCCGGAUAUUGCGAUCCAGAAAAGAUGUUGACACAGUUGCCAGAAACAUUAUACACCAUCGGCGUCUACACCGACUUUGAUCGCCGCCGGCACAUACAACGUGUCAUGGAUGGCUGGAGCAGUCCCGACCACAACCCGUACCACUCCACAGAUUCUCCAUUUUCUACACUGCUUGAGUACUACCUCUCCAUGGAUCAUACCUUCAAAGCGUUUUCUUACUACGACCAACGCCUUGACUCUUCACAAGAAGUGUCAAGGGAUCCCGCGCUCAAAGCCUUUCUGAACAAAGCGUCCGUCAAGAAUGCUCUUCACGCAGGUGGCAACGUCUUCAUUUUUGAACCGCCAUUCAAUCACUACGCUACGCUUGAAGCCAUCCAGGGUGUCAGGAGCGAGAUGGCCUUCCUAAUGGACCACUACAAGGUUCUACACUACACGGGCAAUAUGGACAUCAUUAUCAACGUCAGAAUGACGGAAGCUUUUCUGAUGGCCACACCGUGGUCAGGUCAGGCCGACUACAACAACAGUCAGCGAUACCCUUGGGGGUACAACGGACGGCUGGCUGGCUUCUACACCCAAGUCCGCAAUUUUACUCGUGUAAUCAUCAGGAAUGCAGGUCACGAUGCCCCAGCUGACCAGCCAGAGUGGACUCUAGACAUGAUGCAACGGUUCAUCGACGACAAGCCCUUCUGACCUCUCGUCAACCUGUGCUUUCUGACGGUUGGAGUCGCGGAGCCUCGUCACGAGCUGUUAUCACGACCACAACCCUGUUGAUCUUUGCUUUCAGUUUUAAAACUUACAGCAGUGCUGUCAAGAUACGUUAAAACAUUAAUAAAUCUUAUAUCUAGCCUGUGACAAUAGCGCCACAGUUUAUUUACUCUUGAAUACAAUGCAUUAUUAUUAUGUUGGGAUAAUCUAACUAUACUGGAGUAUGCAAGUUCAAUUGUUGAAAUUGAGUAGAAAGUUGCUUUUGUGUUUUAGUACAAUGUAAUCAAAUUUAUUACUGACACCUAGAAAACCUAUGUAACACUGCGUAGUUUAUAUUGGGAUGUGGACAGGAUAAUGUUGUGAAUGUUUAGUAAAUAUUUUAAACUUGCUGGCUUUGAGCAUCAUUUGUUCUAUAUAUUGUAACAAUCUAUCGCAUGCAAUCUAUCACCAUGUGUAGCUCAUAUCCAAGAAUACAAAGUAGAAAACCACCGUACAAAUGGUUUGAAAAUUUUUUU
Pomacea canaliculata is the source of this 2130-nucleotide messenger RNA. Its product is annotated as probable serine carboxypeptidase CPVL. Gene Ontology annotation, biological process: proteolysis. The transcript has 13 exons. Gene Ontology annotation, molecular function: serine-type carboxypeptidase activity. The coding region runs from base 155 to 1600 and encodes 481 amino acids. NCBI's taxonomy places the organism in Eukaryota, Metazoa, Mollusca, Gastropoda, Architaenioglossa, Ampullariidae. The record is from RefSeq and is a predicted model, not a curated record.